CUCCCCGUUCCGGUUGAAGUCCAUCUCGAACCCUCACAUCCCGACUUUUAUAUUACGGUGGCGCACAUAUGUUCGGCCAACGUUCCCUUAGAGCAUCGGGGCCUUUCUCGUCAUGUUCCCUAUUAAAAGGCUUGUUCAGAGUUCUGUCUGUUCCUCCGUUUUGCAACGUGCAUCAACUAUCAUCCCUUCUGGUCGUCUCGUCUUGCCACCCGAGUUCUCGUCCUUUGAGAUACUUUUUUUUUGGUUUGCUGUGUUUUGGUUCUCCCCUGCCACAUUUCAUGGUUACCAACCCUAUGAUGGUCCGCUUUGGUGCCUCAGGCCUCACCGCAACCUAAACCUAGCUCACGAAGGAUUUUCUCCACAAGUAUGGAAUGAUUGCUCUAUGGCAGCGAAAAAUAUAUCUCUGUUUGCGUGGCACGGUUACGAGGUUGCUUUUGGAUCCUACGAGUUCCUGCCAACUUCGUUCAGAAUUUCGAUGGAUGAUUUACGAUUCCCUGGGCACUAUGCUUCUCAUGGGACUCAAGGGCUCCGAAGAGUACAAGCGCGUGGUGGAGCAUGUUGCGAAGCAGACUUUCAGACGUCUGAAUCGUCAUUGCGAAUUACGAUGACCUAGUUUAUCUCUUUUGACUCUGAACGGCGAAAUCCCUUUCUUGAGACAAUUAUUCUCUACCCAGGCGGAUUGCUGUCUGCCUAUUGAUCGUCCGGAAACUCGGCACUCUUGGAGGAGGCCAACAAGGUGUCGCUGACCAACUUAUCACUGACAAUGGGACUCCUUGCGGGAAUUGCCACAUGCGCGAUGGAAUCAGAGUGCAUCAAACUGCUCGAAUGAGACAAAAUCUACAGGAAACGCAGACGAAGGAUGAGUUGUGGAGUAUAUCUUAUGGGGUGGGGAGUGGUAGCUUGGUUUUUACAUGGCG
This is a messenger RNA of Cantharellus anzutake, 917 nucleotides long. RefSeq lists its product as uncharacterized. The coding region runs from base 113 to 613 and encodes 166 amino acids. The record is from RefSeq and is a predicted model, not a curated record. Lineage: Eukaryota; Fungi; Basidiomycota; Agaricomycetes; Cantharellales; Hydnaceae. The transcript has 2 exons.